Molecule: messenger RNA, 2087 nt
Organism: Fimicolochytrium jonesii
Lineage: Eukaryota; Fungi; Chytridiomycota; Chytridiomycetes; Spizellomycetales; Powellomycetaceae
Product: aspartic peptidase domain-containing protein
Exons: 5
Coding region: 342-1859 (505 amino acids)
Biological process (GO): proteolysis
Molecular function (GO): aspartic-type endopeptidase activity
Source: RefSeq, a predicted model, not a curated record
GCUUCAGGUAAGAUGCAGUGGAUAGCUUGGAACGUAAACGCGAGCCUUGGCCACCGACCUACCGUUCUGCGCACCUAGAUUUCGAUGGAGAACUUACUAUUUUCGGGUGAACCUUGAACAAACACCUUGUUCGCCAAGCCAAACAAGGCUUCUAGGCGCAAAGGCGCAUAUGAGCCGUUCAAAGCACCCUUUCAAGGCACUGCCAACUACCACCUGGGACUAUCAGCCUCAACACUCGCUAAGAUGGAUAGUCUUCGAAGUGAAGUGCCAAGUACAAAAUCUCGGCGCGGUAACCACAUUCCCACGCUGUGCUGGAGACAAUCUGAAAGACAUCGCCAAACAUGACAAUACCGCGGUCCUUCGUCCUCCUGAUAUCCUCGGUGUGUCUAUGGGCAGCGGCAGUUGUAGGAGCGGGGUCCGUGCCGCCGGCUAAUGCGGUCCCGUUCAAUAUACCCUUGGACAACCCAAUAUUACCACGGUAUCACCGGAAUCUCAAAAACCUCACCUUCCCCCACCCGUUGGACCACGAUUACCUUCAGAGACGGCAAAUGAUUAGCGAGGACAUCUCAGGGGGAUUGGAUCCGAUAUUCUCGUAUUACGGGACUGUGACCUUCGGGACGAGCUCGAGUCCGUCAACUGCACAGAAUUUCUCAUUGCUGUUUGAUACCGGGUCAUACCAGCUAUGGGUGCGAUCCACAAAAUGCACAGGGUGCAGUUCGUCCAUACCCAAAUUCAACGGUGUAAGGUCUUCCACGUAUACGGAUCUAAACGUCAAGGCACCCACGGCGUCGUAUGCUGAUGGCACCCAGACCAAUGGGACGUAUGCGAAGGAUAAAGUGACCAUCGCAGGUCUUUCCGUUUCCAACCUCAAAUUCAUGGAGGUGACAGCUACAAGUGAUACCAGCGGACUGCAAGGUAUUAUGGGAUGCAGCUACCCUCAACAGGGAUAUCCAACCACCUUCUUCCAAUCCCUGGUGUGGUCAAAAGGGAUCAGCAGUCCAUCUAUGGGUUACUACAUCGAUGCGCAAAGCACAAAAGGCGCCAUCACGAUGGGCGGAGUGGACACCAAUCGGUUUUCUGGAGCGCUGCAGUGGAUUCCUACCUUUGGGCUUGCGCGGGAUGGAUCGGGGGGGCUGCCGAAUAUGUGGUUUCAAGGGUUGACUAUCGGUGCCAAUUAUAAGAACUCGACGAGCACAUAUGCCGCCGCGUGGCCGGAGAAAUUCCUCUCGGUGUUUGACACGGGGACAUCAUACGGGAUUCUACCCAUCGAUCUCGCCGACGACCUGCACCAAUACCUACCGCAUGCGCAGCGGAUAGUCAACCAAAGGGACGGAAGCACCUACUAUUUCGUGGACAAGUCAUCGCUAUCACAAUGCGGGGACAUUACCCUCUCCUUCGUCGGCAGCGGCGGCCAGCCCGUCCACCUGACCAUCGGCCCAAACGACUACCUAAUCAACUCGCAAAACUACGGAAACAUGCUUCAAAGCGUAUUCAUCGGCAACGAUGAUAUCAAAACCCAAUUUUUCCCGGAGAUGCCACCCGUCUCGGCGAUUCUCGGCAACGGGUUCCUGAGAAAAUUCUACACCGUCUUCGACUGGGGAACAAACCGCACCGGGUUCGCCGACGCCGCGCGAGGGGUGGGUCUGAAGACUAACCUGACUGUGCUGGACUCGACGACCACGGGGGAGGGGACGGUCACGGAUACGUCGCCGUUUGCCGCGUAUUGGAAGAAUGCGCAGCAAACAUAUGUCGAUGAUACCCCCACGGCUGUUACCUAUGCGAAGAUGGCCCUGGCUGCAUCGCCGGCGCUGGUUAUGCUGGUGCCUGCGAUUAUUGUGGCGAAAUUUGCAAUUUUUUAGCACCUCCCGGAGUAGAGGUAGGACCUUUUGGUCGCUCGGUUGCAUCUGUGAUUGAUACCCCCCGCUGCGACUUUCUAGUCAUAGAACAGUAUUAGGUACUCAUAGGACCAGUUUUGGACAUGCAACUAUGUUGGACUGACGCAUGUUGAAUGGAUAAUCGGUUUUUUUGGGCUCGAAAGUCCGCACAACAGAAUACAACUGAUCCUAGGCCAUGGAAUAACCCGUCAG